UUUAGUGCGUGUUCAACUACAAACAUGCCUCCAAAAAAGAAAAAGGGAAAGGGGAAAGGGAAGAAAAAGAAGAAGGAUGAUGCCUCCUUAGAACUUGAAGACAAAUACAAAAAGACGAUGACAGAAAUAGAGGCACUAAAAGAUCACCUUGCAAUUCGUAAGGAGAUCGCGAGGAAAUCACAAGCCAUGGGAAACAUGAUGAAGUCUCGAAUGGAAGAUGCACAGAAGGACAUGGAGGAACAGAAGGCAGACCAGAAGGCAAUUAAUUCAGAAAUGGCACUUGCCUAUAAAAGCAUGCAAACUACCCUCCAACUGAAAGUGCAUACACUUGACAUGAAACUGAUGCAGACAGAAGCCAAACUUAAAGAGACAGAGAAAAAACUACGAGAGACUGAGGAUGAAAAGGAACGUAUCACCAGAGAAAAAGACGAGGAAAUAGAAAAGCUAAAUCUCAACAUACGUGUAAUGGAAAAGGAGUAUAUCAGAAUUCUUGAUGAAUCACUGAAUUCCCUGGUAACCAAGAUUGACGGUGCCAAAAGUAAAUGGGAGUUGUCCGGAAGUAAUUUACAGGCCAGAAAUAAACAAAACCUGCUGGAGUUAGGCCUUCAUCCCCUGGAUAUUUAAACCAAUCACAGAACACGAGACAAAAAACUAAAUCUACAGGAGUUAGGCCUUCAUCCCCUGGAUAUUUAAACCAAUCACAGAACACGAGACAAAAAACUAAAUCUACAGGAGUUAGGCCUUCAUCCCCUGGAUAUUUAAACCAAUCAGAGAACACGAGACAAAAAACAAAAUCUACAGGAGCUCUGCUUUUAUUUCCAGGAUAUUUAAACCAAUCACAGAACAGGAGAGACACAAAGAAAA
Messenger RNA from Ylistrum balloti, 864 nucleotides. Its product is annotated as coiled-coil domain-containing protein 153-like. NCBI's taxonomy places the organism in Eukaryota, Metazoa, Mollusca, Bivalvia, Pectinida, Pectinidae. Bases 25 to 624 code for a protein of 199 amino acids. The transcript has 6 exons. The record is from RefSeq and is a predicted model, not a curated record.